Messenger RNA from Carassius carassius (crucian carp), 3818 nucleotides. RefSeq names its product potassium voltage-gated channel subfamily KQT member 2-like. The coding region runs from base 137 to 2602 and encodes 821 amino acids. The record is from RefSeq and is a predicted model, not a curated record. Gene Ontology annotation, cellular component: membrane. The transcript has 15 exons. Gene Ontology annotation, molecular function: voltage-gated potassium channel activity. NCBI's taxonomy places the organism in Eukaryota, Metazoa, Chordata, Actinopteri, Cypriniformes, Cyprinidae. Gene Ontology annotation, biological process: potassium ion transport; transmembrane transport.
UACCCCAUUGCAGUUUCGCCUUAGCGUUUCAAUUGGCUUUUAGUACGAGACCACCGCACUACAGAACACACCCCGGUUCGGCGAUGUCUGCCCACGAUUACUUUAUACACUCGUUUGGAUCCUUCAAACUGUAAGGAUGGUGAAAAAAUCCGCUAACGGUGAAGUUUAUCACCCUCCCGCAGGGGAGAAGAAACAGAAAGUCGGCUUCGUGGGACUGGACCCCGGGGCUGCGGAGACGAGCCGAGACGGGGCACUUCUCAUUGCCGGUUCCGAGAGCACAAAACUGGGCAGCAUACUGAGCAGACCGAGGUCCAGCAUCUCCAGGGGGAGAAUCGCUCACAAAAGAAACGCACGUUACCGCAGACUGCAAAAUUUCCUUUACAAUGCGCUGGAAAGACCCCGAGGCUGGGCGUUCAUUUACCACGCUUAUGUGUUUCUGCUGGUGUUUUCCUGUCUGGUUCUGUCAGUGUUCGCAACAAUAAAAGAAUACAAGAAAAGCUCUGAGAGUGCCUUGUACAUCCUGGAAAUUGUGACAAUCGUGGUGUUUGGUGUGGAAUAUAUUGUGCGGAUUUGGGCAGCCGGCUGCUGUUGUCGCUACAGAGGAUGGAGAGGAAGGCUGAGAUUUGCACGCAAACCCUUCUGUAUCAUCGAUAUCAUGGUCCUUUUUGCCUCGGUGUCAGUGCUGGCCGCUGGCUCACAGGGAAAUGUUUUUGCAACCUCUGCCAUUCGGAGUUUGAGGUUUCUUCAAAUCCUUCGAAUGCUGCGUAUGGACCGCCGCGGUGGCACAUGGAAGCUCCUAGGAUCUGUGGUUUACGCACACAGCAAGGAACUCAUUACGGCGUGGUAUAUUGGAUUCCUUUGUCUUAUCCUGGCAUCUUUCUUGGUGUACUCAGUGGAGAAGGAUGACAAUGCAGAGAUGUUCGAGACCUACGCUGACGCCCUCUGGUGGGGGCUGAUCACUCUUACAACUAUCGGUUAUGGGGACAAGUAUCCUGUCACGUGGAAUGGACGUCUAAUUGCUGCCAUGUUCAGUUUGAUUGGUGUAGCUUUUUUCGCUCUUCCUGCGGGUAUCCUGGGCUCAGGCUUUGCUCUAAAGGUUCAAGAGCAGCACAGACAGAAGCAUUUUGAGAAGCGUCGUAACCCUGCUGCAUCUCUUAUCCAGGCAGCUUGGAGAUUUUAUGCCACUAAUCUUUCCAGGACAGACCUGCUGUCCACAUGGGACUUUUAUGAGCAGACUGUGUCGGUCCCAAUGUACAGACUCAUUCCUCCUGUAAAUCAGCUCGACAUAUUAAGAAGCCUGACGGGGAAAUCUGGUUUCAGGAAGGACUCGCAGCUAGAAGUCACUCCAAGUCGUAAGGCAAGCUUGAAAGAGAAAGGCAGUCCCUCUAAGAGCACCGGGGGAAAGACCCCAAAGCCAGAGGAGGGAGUCAAAGAGAGUCCAAGCAAAGUGACCAAGAGCUUGAGCUUCACAGAGCGGAACAAAGCAAAACACGCUUUCAGAAUGAAAGAUGGAGCUUCUCGGCAGAACUCUGAAGAGGCAAGUCUUCCAGAAGAUUUUGGGGAUGACAGAGGUUUCCACUGUGAGUUUGCGCCGGAUCUGUCUCCGGGACUCAAGGUCACCAUCAGAUCAAUCUGUAUUAUGCGGUUCCUGGUGUCUAAGAGGAGAUUUAAAGAGAGCCUCAGGCCUUAUGAUGUGAUGGAUGUGAUAGAGCAGUAUUCAGCAGGCCAUCUGGACAUGCUGUCACGCAUCAAAAACCUUCAGUCAAGAGUGGAUCAGAUUGUGGGAAAGGGAGCCACGGCAGGAGAAAAGGAAAAGCCCAAAAGCGACACGGAGAUGGCUGAGGACCCAAGCAUGAUGGGACGUCUGAACAAGAUGGAAAAGCAGGUGGGGGCAAUGGAUCUCAAACUCAACUUUUUGGUCAGCAUGUACACCACACAUAUGGGCAUCCCACGAUCUGAGACCGAAGCCCUCCUAGGCUUUAAAAUCCCUUACCCUGCUCCUCCCUACCACAGCCCUGAUGAUAAGAGUGAGAAAGCACAGGAUGAGAAAGAAGAUGAGUAUAAAAAGAGUGUGUCCCCUGUCUAUCCCGGUCCCAACGGGACUCCCACCGAUAGCCAAUGUCGGCCCUCUGCCUCAUGGCAUCAUCAGGAUGACCAUCCCCUCAAUGUGCCUCUCUGGAACAACAGCCGAGGAGUUUCACCAAUAGGCACUGACGACCCCUCGCUGUACCGCAUCCCGCCUCCACCAUUCCAUGAGAUCGGGGACAGCAGUCGCUCACGUAGGUCCAGGAAAACCGUCCAGCAGCAGACGGCCAUUGAGAGUGACACGUCCCUCUCUAUUCCCUCAGUGGACCAUGAGGAGCUGGAGCGCUCUUUUAGCGGCUUUAGCAUUUCUCAGGCCAGGGAAGAGGAUUAUGUGCCACCGGUGAGACUGGGGCUUUUUGGUAGAGGCGGUGGGACACCGUGCACCCAUCUCAGGCCUAAUCUGGCUGAAGGGGAGUCGGAUACAGACUCUGACCUCUAUACACCGGGAGCACCGUCCCCUCUUUCGUUUACUGGAGAGGGGCCUUUCGGUGACAGGAUGUGGCCUGGUCUGAAAUAGUUUGGAGUUUGUUUAAUGGACCAGUAUCCUGGAUGUAGCUAAUGGAUGUGUAUGUGGCCAUUUGGACUUGAUGGAGUGAAUCAUUUCAAUGUCAAAAAACAAAAUUGUGGGUGUGAUUACCGACUGCACUGAUGCCACAGAAUCGAGAAUGAAUCAUAAACACUGCAAUUAAAAAAAGACCCCAAACAUGGAGGCUAAGGAUGUGUGCAUUCACAAGUGGAAAAGAUUGUGUGUAUUCAAUUACUGGCAUGGAAAUAAAAAAGACACCUCGUCUUUAUUACUUUGCGUAGUCACCACAGCUAAUGCAGUAUCAAAUGCACUUUACCUUUAAACUGUAAUUUUAAUUCAUGAGAUAUUUAUUUAUUUAUUUACAUUGUCUUUUCCUGAAAUGCGUUAUGAGACUGUUAUGAAAACGAGUAGUUAAUCAGGGCAUGUGUCUGUAGUAAGCAUUUAAUUAACAUUUUAAAAUGAAAGGAGAAAUUAAUUCAGCCAAAGAAAAAGAAGGCAGAAAGCUGAGCAUGCCAAACAGGUUCUUUUCCCUCUUACAUUUCUUAUCUGUAGAAUGGAAAGAUGAAUUAAUUUUUUUAGCUACAUUCAAUAGCUUUAUAGCUAAAGUGAAAACACUUAUGGAGAGAGACACAUACUUUUGGAGGAACUAUUAAUAUUUGCAGGAACCCUGUUGAUGAUCAGAGGACAAAUAUCCAUGCUAUUGUAUGCAAUCGGUUUUAAUUUUCUAGAAUUGGUAAGCUGCACUAUGAUAUCAUGUUUUAUGCUGUAGUGAAGAAGGCAUUGAAUAAUAAUCAGACCUAAAAAUACAUUAACUGCAUGGCAUGUUUAUGGAAUAUAGCUUGUUGACAACCUAAUAGGAUGACAAAUAAGAGCAAUGAAAGAAAGUCCCUUCAGCUGCAGUCAGAUAUAGUCAGGGAUGAAGGAAUUGAAAAUGUAUCAAUUGUAUUUAUUUGUUUUGUUUUUCCAGGUCAGUUUUACAUUGAAACCACUUGUUUGUACAGGUUUCUUGUUGGGCCCAGAGACCACAUAUGUCUGCAAAUGUAUCACUUUUCUUAGUAAAAAGGAGGAAAAUUAAUCUAUUUAGAUGUGGUUUACAUAAGAAAACAGGGAUAACCAUGUUAAAAGAUAUAAACAUUUUUCAAAGCGCUGUUCAAACAUUAAAAUAUUAGGUUGCACACUGUAAGGAAAUAAAGUUGGAUUUGUCUCA